GCCAAUGGUAAUGCAACUUUUGUGUUUCCUAGACAACUCUAGUUUUCAAAUUUUACCUAAGAGUUUGUCAAUUUGGUUUAAAACCAGUCUCUAAACUUGAUUUACCCACAAAUAUUGGCAGAUCCAAACAUUAACCAUCUACCAUUCCUCAUCAACAUUUUAACCUGUGUUUUAAAACUCAACAGCCAUGGAGAAAGCUAACAAGCCAUUCAAGAUAUUGAUAACAGCAAUGUUCGAUUUUGGUCAUCUCAGCUCGUGUCUAGGAAUUGGUUACUUUUUGGUUAAACGUGGUCAUGAAGUGUAUCUCGCUCAUUUCCCAAAGUACAAGUCAAUCAUUGAAAGACAAGGAAUGCAAUUUAUUUCACUUUAUGACUAUGCCGAUGAAGGUGCAGAGUUGAGCGACGCUGUUCCUCGAAAUUCAGUCAACUUUAAACCUCGUUUUGAGCGGUCAUUGAAAAUGGGUCCUUUUGAGUCUCUCAAAGAGCAGCUUGCAACUGGUGCUAUCAAUACUGGUUUCAUUAAAAUACUUGACAACUACAUAACUGAAAAUGAUAUUAUGCACAAAAUUGUUGAUCAACUAAAGCCACACAUUUGUCUCGUUGAUUACCUUUACCCUUUACCUUGGAUGUACUUAGUUGACUGUCCAGUUGUGCCAAUCAAGUCAACCAACCCAGUUGGGCCUUUACAGUCGUGGUCCACCACCAAACUCUGGAUUUUCGUUACGAAUCAACAAGCACUGGGACCGAGUUUAAAGAUAUCAUACGAGUAA
Messenger RNA from Tetranychus urticae (two-spotted spider mite), 769 nucleotides. RefSeq lists its product as uncharacterized. Lineage: Eukaryota; Metazoa; Arthropoda; Arachnida; Trombidiformes; Tetranychidae. Gene Ontology annotation, molecular function: UDP-glycosyltransferase activity. The record is from RefSeq and is a predicted model, not a curated record.